Molecule: messenger RNA, 219 nt
Organism: Ilex paraguariensis (yerba mate)
Lineage: Eukaryota; Viridiplantae; Streptophyta; Magnoliopsida; Aquifoliales; Aquifoliaceae
Source: the annotation of a GenBank genome assembly
AUGCGCAAACACUAUGCAGUAACAUGGACUGAUAAAUACAAGGACAAAGAUCAAAAAAGAAGUGGGUCGGCAACCAACCAGCUCCCAUCAAACAGAGAUUACUUGGGGGACUUUUUGGUGUGGCGGCCGCCAAUUGGUUUGGAGAAGAACCAGACAUUCUGGGUAGUUUUAUCAUUAUGGCUGGGUUUGGUUGGAGCUGCCCUGUUUCUGCAAAAAUGA